Molecule: messenger RNA, 2208 nt
Organism: Cadophora gregata
Lineage: Eukaryota; Fungi; Ascomycota; Leotiomycetes; Helotiales; Ploettnerulaceae
Exons: 5
Coding region: 1-2208 (735 amino acids)
Molecular function (GO): protein binding
Source: RefSeq, a predicted model, not a curated record
AUGUCGAGGCUCAUCGUGGGGCAGUGUUGCUGCACUUCGGUACAGCGAGCUCCGGCUGAAGUGUGUUCUCUGUUCGAAGAUGUGCAGACGCUCUCAGCCUUGUUGGCACAGGCUCAGUCGUUCAAUCGCCAUGGAUACAUGGAUGGACUCGCCGAGGCGAUUCUUGGGAGAUGCGAAGCAAAGGUAGCAGCUCUGUAUGCCAAAGUUAGAAGGGCCACUGACGGCCUGGCUUCGGAGAGCGCGAGGAAGAGGAAGUGGAGUGCCUUGAAGAUUGCUAUGGACAAGGCAGACAUCACUGAGUUGCAUGAUCAAUUAAAAGAAACGAAAGCCUUGCUGCUCAUUGUCAAGCUUGAAUCAUUUGAGAGAUCUACAAGUUCAAAACUUCAAGCCCAGGAACAGAUCUUGCUGGAGGUCUUACAAGCUGUACGGCUUUCAUUUUCACAGCCGUCCAACACCUUGUCGAGGACGAAUCUCGAGUGGCAGCACUCAGACAUGCAGCUAUUGACUGCACCGACUACGGAGCCUCCACGUUACCCGGAUAUUGCAGCAUCGGACUGCCCAGAAUCUAUAGACAAUCAGUGUGUCUUUUCACCGAUUUCGAAGAGUCCGGUGCAGAAACGUCCACGCCAGAAGUCUGUAUUGAUAUCCGGAUCGAGAAACCGCCUCAACACUCCUUUUGGUCCGUUGAAAACAUCUACCACUACCCAUAUCCGCACCGAUAUACGCUCGAGCGGAAGUAGUUCCGAAGAGCAAGACACAACUUACUUUUUUUAUCCAUCAUGGCUGUUCAAGAGAGUCGGAAUAUCAUAUGGACUAUGGAUCCAGGGGAAGAGCACCAAUGGCUGGCAAUACACAGUUCAACCUUUCAAUGCAGUUCCGGAUGAUGCGCCAAUCAUUCAUUACUGUCAAACUGGGGACGUUGCUGCUAUCAAGACACUUCUCUCGUGUGGCUAUGCAUCGUUGAGAGAUCGUGAUACGAAGGGCAGAACACCGCUUUGGUAUGCUUCGAGCUCACUACAGGUGGAAGUAGUAGACUUCUUACUCGAGCAUGGUGCUGAUCCUCAUGUUGUUGACUGGGAAACAGAGCAUUCUCCUAUUGCCACUCUUCAUUCCCGCAGAUAUCUCGAAUUGCAGAAGAGAACAACGGUGCUCGGUGUGUACGAGCGUUAUGCACCAGAUGGGUAUGACGACUACUCGGUCAAAUACCUGAUCGGCAGGACGAUGCUUGCGUAUCGCCUAGGCCCGAGAUCCGAGCGCGAAGCAUCAUUCAUACAAUUUGUCUCUCGUAUUUUUGAGUUAUGGUGCCCAGAUGAUCGCCAGCGAGUUAGGAUACUCCGCGAUCUGCACCAUGCUUAUACGUCCAACGUCAUAGACUGGCUGUUGAAUGGUAUCGAGAUAUUGGAAGAUGAAACUUUGGCUGGCGACAUUCUACACGAUCUGAUUAUUCGAGAAUUUCAUUUGUGGAAGCCGGCUACUAUCAAACUUGCGAUGCAAAAAAUGCCAAGCCUACAUAUACAAUUAGGAUCACGUCCCUGCGCUCAAGCACUGUCAACUGCAACGUCCUUUGUCAUGAUUUCACCCGAAAACUUCUUCGCGUGGCGAGAUAUUCUUCUCGAACUGGGUCACGAUCUCGAAGAGUUUGUGUUCAAAGAGCUCGAGCACACGCCGUCUCCUCUCGCUGCCCAGGGUUGGACGCAGACCACUCUGCUGGCACUAUUCAGAAGUGAAAAGUCUUCGACUCCUAGGAACCUUGUAAGGGGGCAGAAUUUCCUCUGCGACAGGUGUGGAAGGGAAGACAAUCCGGAGAUAAAGCUGGUCGACCUGCAUUGGAGACAAUAUCUUCAGGGGGUAAGAGAAGGAAAAGUGCAGUCUCUUCCGAGGUGGGCUGAAGUGAAAAACAUUACCAUCGACUUUCGGGAGGAAGUGAGUCUGACGAAGGGUCGUCCCUUAACAGGAGGCGGAUGCCACGACUUAGACCAGGCCAGAUGUGUAAGCUCUUCACCUUACAAACUAGUCUGUCGGCCUGAAUGUGUUGAUUCAGUAUGUGUGUCUCGAGUUUUCGAUGGCAGUUCUGCUAAGGAUGUGAUUUUUCCAUCAUACCCUCAGGUACUGCCAGAAGGAUCACUUGGGACUUUUCACAGGCGUGUACUGUUGGAAAAGGAGGACAGCUGCCCAAGGAGAAUGAUGCCUGGUGCUUUCGGAGACUGA